GCGUGUGUGUGUGCGCGCGUGCACGCGUGGCCUUGGCCGCCGCUGGGGAGAGACUUUGCAGCCGGGCCUUGCGUAAAGGCAGCCUUUGCAGCCUACCCCCUCCCCUGAAGGAAACUUGACACUUGGGGCGGGGGUGGGGAGGGAGACCAAACCUUCUCUCUUUGGCUGGGGAAACCCCAGGUUUCUAUGCUCUGGGAUGCGGCCCCAGCUUUGUGGCGUUUGGGGGGACGAGUGGGCCAUAGGCGCGGAUCCCUGGGUAGAUGGCACUAGGACCACAUAAGCAUUUCCUCUCGAGAAGCCCCGAGGAGUCCGGGCCAAAAGGGCAGCUGGCAGGGAAAGGCCAUGGCGCGUUCCUGAGCCCAUUUGCGUUUCCACCUCUGCCUAGGUCCCGUCAGUCUCUUUUCCGGCGCAGGUUCCGGGCCAGGCCCUUCUGCAGCCUGGGGAAGGUUCACCUUUCCUUUUCCGAGGAAGGGGCUCCCUUGGGGGCUGCGGGCGGCGCAGUGCGCCGGGUUACUCUUAUCAGAGAUGUAAAAAGAGAUUUUGGAAACCCGCUCCUCCCACUCGCACCCGCCACUGCCUCGUUCCACCGCCGCCUGCAGGUGGAGAAGUCACCAGUGGGGAGGACCGGCUUCGAAAGCUUCCAAGGCCACCCCUUGCCCCCGAAAUUCUUCACAACGGGGGUGUUCGCCGCCGCCGGGGCUCUCUGCGCCCUGGAAUCCAGGGGCUCAGCCGUGGUGCGGGAGCCAGUACACCUCUGGCUCCGCCGGGGACUUGCUCGCACGGGCUCUGGCCUCGCCCUGCACCUUCACGUUUCGGGACUGACCCAACCGAGUCUGAACUGGGCUGGAGGGUGGGGUAGCGGUGUUCGGAGACCAGGCUCACGGUGCCACGAUGGCGAAGUGGUCAACAGACCAGGACCAAAAGGAAACUGGAGUCCUCCUUUGCUUCCUUUUCCCUUCGUGGCAGCUGCCAGGAGUGGGGACAGGAGGGGCCGAUAGGGAGACUGAAAAAUCAGAACGAGGGGGGCGGUUGUGGGGAGGGCAGAGCAGCGAUCCCCUCUCUGGAAUCCAGAACUCCUUCUUUCCUCUGGGGUGUAUCCCUUCUCUGGGGUACACUGCAUCCAAGGAGGAUGAGGCCGAAGGCAGGGAGAGGGCACUAUGUUGCGGUCUCCUUGGUUGGGAGAGCCGCUCUCUGCCCCCAUUAUCUUCUGUGCCCCCCACUUCCUUCUCCCCACUUCAGUCUGGCUGAAGAGCAUCCUAAGGAAACCCAGGCUGCCCUUCCUCCCCCUCUGGAAGUGGCUGGCCCCAAAGCUGGCGUAAACUGAUUAUAAAACAGACGAUGUUAAUUCCGAGCCGCAUUUCCCAGCUGGGUACUCUUGCGCGCCCUGCUCCCGGGGGCCUCGCCCCCCACCCCCUGCCCUUCCCUCCCGCGUCCUGCCCCCACCCCCCACCCCUGCGCCGGCCACCCCGCCUCCUCUGCAGCCACCGGCGGCGCGCUCCACUCGCUCUUACUCGCCUUCUCGCUCCUCUCGCCCAUGGAAUUAAUUCCGGCUCCACUUGUUGCUCGGCCCAGAAGUCGAUUGGAAUAGUAAGCCCAGGAGUUGCUUUGGGGACGGCUGGAAGGGCAAUGUCUUCCAAGUUCUUCCUAAUGGCUUUGGCCAUAUUUAUCUCCUUCGCCCAGGUUGUAAUAGAAGCCAAUUCUUGGUGGUCGCUAGGUAUGAAUAACCCUGUUCAGAUGUCAGAAGUAUAUAUCAUAGGAGCGCAGCCUCUCUGCAGCCAACUGGCAGGACUUUCUCAAGGACAAAAGAAACUGUGCCACUUGUAUCAGGACCACAUGCAGUACAUCGGAGAGGGUGCGAAGACAGGCAUCAAAGAGUGCCAGUAUCAAUUCCGACACCGGCGGUGGAACUGCAGCACCGUGGAUAACACCUCUGUCUUUGGCAGGGUCAUGCAGAUAGGCAGCCGCGAGACGGCCUUCACGUACGCGGUGAGCGCCGCGGGGGUGGUCAACGCCAUGAGCCGCGCGUGCCGGGAGGGCGAGCUGUCCACCUGCGGCUGCAGCCGCGCCGCGCGCCCCAAGGACCUGCCGCGGGACUGGCUGUGGGGUGGCUGCGGCGACAACAUCGACUACGGCUACCGCUUCGCCAAGGAGUUUGUGGACGCGCGCGAGCGGGAGCGCAUCCACGCCAAGGGCUCCUACGAGAGCGCGCGCAUCCUCAUGAACCUGCACAACAACGAGGCCGGCCGCCGGACGGUGUACAACCUGGCUGACGUGGCCUGCAAGUGCCAUGGGGUGUCGGGCUCGUGCAGCCUCAAGACGUGUUGGCUGCAGCUGGCCGACUUCCGCAAGGUGGGCGACGCCCUGAAGGAGAAGUACGACAGCGCGGCGGCCAUGCGGCUCAACAGCCGGGGCAAGCUGGUGCAGGUCAACAGCCGCUUCAACUCGCCCACCACACAGGACCUGGUCUACAUCGACCCCAGCCCCGACUACUGCGUGCGCAACGAGAGCACCGGCUCGCUGGGCACACAGGGCCGCCUGUGCAACAAGACGUCCGAGGGCAUGGACGGCUGCGAGCUCAUGUGCUGCGGCCGUGGCUACGACCAGUUCAAGACGGUGCAGACCGAGCGCUGCCACUGCAAGUUCCACUGGUGCUGCUACGUCAAGUGCAAGAAGUGCACGGAGAUCGUGGACCAGUUCGUGUGCAAAUAGUGGGCGCCCCGCCGCCUGCCCAUCACCCUGCCCGACUCCCAGGACCCACUUAUUUAUAGAAAGUACAGUGAUUUUUUUUUAAAUAUUGGAUUUGUUUCUUCCCCAGGAAUUGCAACGGAACCAUUUUUCUCUGUUCCCAUCUGAGAAUUCUGUGGUUUAUUAUUAUUAUAAUUAUUAUUUGGCAAUAAUGGGGGGUGGGAAUCAAGAAAAUAUUUAUUUUGUGGAUCUUUGAAAAGGUAAGACAAGACUUCUUUCGAAGGUAUAGGAUGAGGGGGGAAUAACACAAACCUUUACUUAGGUGUGCGCACAUCUGGAAGGUAAAGGAGAUUCUCCGUUUCCUUUGUCUCAACCAUGGGGUCAUAUGGGACAGGUCCAUCCAGCUGGAGGAGGGUGGCACAAAUCUACGCACGAUUUAGUGUCUGUGGCCAGAAGGACUGGUCAGCGCUCUGGUGUAAGCUGAAAGGUCUUGAGGGACAACAGCAAAAAAGUGAGACCCCCCACCCCCGACCUCUUUCCCAGGGGCUGCCAGCCUGAAAACAUUUUCAAAGUGGUAAUUUAAAAUAUAAGAGCAAGGAUCUCAUAUCCCUUGAAGAAAAAGGUUUACCUUGUAUCUCACUGUCCUCAAACAUUCCACCUGCAGAUGGUCCUAUUCUAAUAGCUACUGAAAACAGGGAGCAGGGAGGGGAAGCCCUAGAAGAUAAAAUUAAACUUAAUUCCUUUAAGUCAGUGAUUUGAAGCUGUUUUAGAAAUCAGGUCAUCCGAUUGGAAAAGGACCCGAGUGAUUCUGGGUACUUGAGCUUUUGUUUGGAGAAGGGCAGGGGAGGUUGGCUUGACUAAAAGGAAAACAUACUGCCAUUUUAUUAGGGAUACUUGGUUAAUAAAUGGUAACAAUGAAAAUAAUAAAUGAAUUCCAUUCACUGCACCCAAGCCGAAAACCUCGUCCGGGGGGGGGGGGGGAAGGGUGAAAGCCGCCCUCCCUGCUGGACCCCAAGGCCUCUGAUUCCUCCGUGCCUUGCUGCCAUGUGACGCCGGCCACGUUUCCAAACAGCAGCUCCACUGGGUCCCCUUUGAUGGUAGGGCAGGAAAUGAAACAUUAGGAGCUCCACUUGGAAAACAGUUUGCUACUUGGGGAUUUUUUUUCCCCUUAAAGCAUUUAUUUUGAGGAGCAGUUUUCUAUGUUUUCAUGACAUUACUUGGUACAUGGACUUCAAAGGUGUGGCAGUGUUUCCCUGUUAUGAUCCUGUGUUUAGACUCCACUCAUUUUCCUAUUAUUCUGCAGGUGUACCCUAAAACUGUUCCUCGUGUACUUGAACAGUUGCAUUCAGAAGGGAGGUAAUGUGGUUUCAUGGUGCCUGAUAACUCAGUCUUUUGUAUAUAACAUAUAUAUAUACAUAUAUAAAUAUAAAUAUAAUUAUAUCUCAGUGCAGCCCGUGAUUUAGAUUUACAGUUUAUCUGGGGUUAUUUUUCGGUCUAGAGCCUUGUUGUCCUUCACUGCAGUCCAACUGGGAUUUUUCCAAACGGCUUCUGAGUUGCACUGUGGCCCAGAUGCCCUCAUACCCUGAGCACCAUGAAGCAGCCUUAUUUCUGAGGAAUCUGGAAGGUCUUACUGAUACGCACGUAGGUUUUGCGGAUUUAUCUUCCCUGCCCUUCCCCUGUUCUCAGCCUCUUUUCCGUACCGUUUCUGGAGAGGGCAUUACUUGUUCUUGUUCGUUGUAGACGUGGGAAUAGAGAGAAAGUCAAGCAUUGUCAGUGUCUCUUUCCUUCGUUCAUUUUGCCGAGUGGAAACCGGAGCCCGUUAGAUCUAACAGUACCUAUUUGAGUCCCUAAGGAAAUUUAAAAAUUUGUUCUAAACCAGGACACCUCCUUUUUCCAAAGAGUGCCAUCCAAUGUGUUAUUUCAAACUUCUACUGUUUUAAAAGUUUGGAAAGAUACACAUCUCCUGCAACCCUCGUGGGCUUGGUGGCCUUCCUAUCACCUCAGCCACCUGUGGCUCCUAACUUAUUGCACAAGGAUAUUCACUCCCCCUCUGAUGCAGUGAGUUGCAAGCAAAAGAUCUUGAAAUGAAAAAGCACUAAUUAGUUUAAAAUGUCACUUUUUUGGUUUUUAUUAUACAAAAACCAUGAAGUAAUUUUUUAUUUGCUAAACCAGAUUUUGUUCCUUUUUAGUGAUUCAUGUUUAUGAAGAGAGUUGAGUUUAACAAUCCUAGGUUUUAAAAGAAACUAUUUAAUGUAAAAUAUUCUACUUGUCAUUCAGAUAUUAUGUAUAUCUUCUAUGGCCUUUAUCCUGUACUUUUAAUGUACAUAUUUCUGUCUUGCUGUGAUUUGUAUAUUUCACUGGUUCAAAAAACAAACCGAAAGGCUUAUGCCAAAUGGAAGAUAGAAUAUAAAAUAAAAUGUUACUUGUAUAUUGGUAA
Molecule: messenger RNA, 5122 nt
Organism: Vicugna pacos (alpaca)
Lineage: Eukaryota; Metazoa; Chordata; Mammalia; Artiodactyla; Camelidae
Gene: WNT5A
Product: Wnt family member 5A
Biological process (GO): cell fate commitment; neuron differentiation; multicellular organism development
Cellular component (GO): extracellular region
Molecular function (GO): cytokine activity; frizzled binding
Source: RefSeq, a predicted model, not a curated record